AUGUUUCGUUGGAAACAUGUUAUUCCCUUAGCGGAACGGGGAAGUUCAAAGUUAUUUUUGACAAGAGAUUCAGAUAUUUUACCAUUAUCGUUUAUUUCAUUUUCAUGGUCUUCUCCUUUAGUCUAUGUAAGGGCCACUUUUAAUAAUCCCACGCGUCAACCAACAACUCUCUUCAUUCAACCAGAUAACAAUAAAUUCGUUAUAAACUCUACAAUACCACAUUACUCCAAAUUCUAUUCGAUAUUUGUUUCGAAGCCAAAAAUCAAUACUACUACACACUGGCCUCUCACAUUUUCACGACACAAAAACCUUUCCGCCAGUUCUCGCGACUGCAUUCUUCACGUUCGUCGAUACCCCCAUUCAAAAACUCCCAGCACAAGUACCAGAAUCGAGAAUGCAGGUGAAAGUCUUUCAAUGUUUUCCCGUCUUAAACUGUUGACUCGACGAUAUGGUGCCUCAGCGGUGGUAAUCUAUCUUGCGAUUUCUGCGAUGGAUUUGGCCGCCACGUUUAUACUGUUACAAAGCGGGGGUGGAGAACGAGUCAAGAAGAUUGAGGAUUGGAUUACGGAGACUUUCGGUAUUAAUACGAUAUAUCGUCAGAAUCGUGACGAUAAUAAAGAUCGUAAUCUUAACACUACUAUAAUGAUUUCUAGUCAAGAGAACAAUACUACUUUAUCGAUGAUAACGAAUGAUGAUGGUGGUAAUAGUGGUAGUGAUAGUACUAAACAGACACCGUCUUUGAUGAGCACACUAGUUAUUGCGUAUGGAAUUCAUAAAAUUUUGUUGCCGUUGCGACUGGGUGUUACCGCUGCGAUGACACCUCCGCUAGUGAGAAAGUUACGGAGUAUGGGCUGGGAUAUAGGAAGACAGAUUUAA
Molecule: messenger RNA, 876 nt
Organism: Ambispora gerdemannii
Lineage: Eukaryota; Fungi; Glomeromycota; Glomeromycetes; Archaeosporales; Ambisporaceae
Source: the annotation of a GenBank genome assembly